This is a messenger RNA of Aspergillus nomiae NRRL 13137, 645 nucleotides long. Its product is annotated as adenylyl-sulfate kinase. Bases 1 to 645 code for a protein of 214 amino acids. The record is from RefSeq and is a predicted model, not a curated record. The transcript has 2 exons. Gene Ontology annotation, molecular function: ATP binding; adenylylsulfate kinase activity. Gene Ontology annotation, biological process: sulfate assimilation. Lineage: Eukaryota; Fungi; Ascomycota; Eurotiomycetes; Eurotiales; Aspergillaceae.
AUGACAACCAAGGCCACAAACAUCACCUUCCACGCCAGCGCCUUGACGCGCAGCGAACGUAGCGAAGUCCGCAACCAACGCGGUCUCACGAUUUGGCUCACUGGUCUCUCCGCCUCGGGCAAGUCCACCAUUGCCGUCGAGCUCGAGCACCAGCUCCUCCGAGACCGGGGCGUCCACGCCUAUCGUCUCGACGGUGACAACGUUCGCUUCGGGCUUAAUAAGGAUCUCGGCUUCAGCGAGAAGGACCGCACCGAGAAUAUCCGUCGCAUCGCAGAGGUCGCCAAGCUCUUCGCCGACAGCGCCUCCAUCGCCAUCACAUCGUUCAUCUCGCCCAACCGUGCAGACCGUGAUACCGCGCGCCAACUGCAUCAAGUUCCCACCCCGGGCGAGGAGACUGGUUUGCCCUUCGUUGAGGUCUUCGUUGAUGUCCCCAUUGCGGUUGCCGAGGAGCGUGACCCCAAGGGUCUUUAUAAGUUGGCUAGGCAGGGUAAGAUUCCGGAAUUCACCGGUAUCAGUGCGCCUUAUGAGAAGCCUGAGAAGCCCGAGGUGCAUAUUCAUAACCAUGAUUUGCCAGUCCAGGAUGCUGUGAAGCAGAUUGUGGAUUACUUGGAUGCCCAGGGUUACUUGCCUCCUAAGAAGGAGUAG